ACUUCUUCCCGUACCGCCUGUGUCCACUAACUUGCGCAUGUUCUUCUUUAACCUUUCUCCGUCUUCCUCUAUCAAACUGGGAUUAGGGUUCUUCUUCGAGACCCAACUCUUUUUUUUUUUUUUCUUCUCGUGACGAAUAGUUGCGUACUACUCAGCAGCUUUUAAGGGUUAAAAAUCUCCAAAUUUUAACGCCGUGUCAUUCUCUUCUGUCUCUCAUGGAUCCUUCAAGACGACCACCGAAGGACUCGCCUUACGCGAAUCUCUUCGAUCUCGAGCCGUUGAGGAAGUUCAGAAUUCGGAAACCUGAAGAUGAAGUUGAUUAUUAUGGGAGUAGUAGCCAGGACGAAAGUAGAAGCACUCAAGGUGGGCUAGUGGCAAACUACAGUAAUGGGUCUAAAUCGGGAAUGAAUGUGAGCUCCAAGAAGAGGAAGCGGUGGACAGAAGCUGAUGAUGCAGAGGAUGAUGACCUCUACAAUCGACAUGUUACUGAGGAGCACUACCGAUCAAUGCUUGGGGAGCAUGUUCAAAAAUUCAAAAGUAGGGUCAAGGAGUCUCAAGGGACUCCCACGCAUCUGAUGGGUGUUCCGGUGCUAAAAAGCAAUGGAGGCAGUUACAGAGGUAGGAAACCAGGGAAUGAUCACUAUGGGAGAUUCUAUGACAUGGACACCUCUCCAAAUUUUGCAGCUGACGUGAUCCCACAAAGGCGAGGAAGCUACCAAGAUUGUGAUAUUACCCCCAAAAUAGCAUAUGAACCUUCGUAUUUGGACAUUGGUGAUGGUGUCAUCUACAAAAUCCCCCCAAGUUAUGACAAGCUGGUGGCGUCAUUGAACUUACCAAGCUUUUCAGAUAUUCAUGUGGAAGAAUUUUACUUGAAAGGAACUCUGGAUCUGAGAUCAUUAGCAGAACUGAUGGCUAGUGAUAAAAGGUCUGGAGUAAGAAGCCGUAAUGGAAUGGGUGAGCCUCGACCUCAAUAUGAAUCUCUUCAAGCUAGAGUGAAGGCCCUAUCAUCUUCAAACUCCACCCCAAAUUUUAGCCUCAAGGUGUCAGAAGCUGCAAUGGAUUCUGCCAUUCCUGAAGGAGCUGCUGGAAGUACUGCACGGAUAAUUCUGUCAGAGGGUGGUGUUUUCCAGGUCCAUUACGUGAAGGUUCUGGAGAAGGGGGAUACAUACGAGAUUGUUAAACGAAGUCUACCUAAGAAGCUGAAGGCGAAGAAUGAUCCUGCAGUCAUUGAGAAGGCAGAAAGGGACAAAUUUAGAAAAGUCUGGAUCAACAUAGUCAGAAGAGAUAUACCAAAACACCAUAGAAUUUUCACUACUUCUCAUCGAAAACAAUCAAUUGAUGCUAAGAGGUUUGCAGAUGGUUGCCAAAGAGAGGUGAGAAUGAAGGUGGCUAGAUCAUACAAAAUCCCAAGGACUGCACCGAUACGCACCAGGAAGAUAUCGAGAGACAUGCUGCUAUUCUGGAAGCGAUAUGACAAGCAGAUGGCAGAAGAGAGGAAAAAGCAAGAAAAGGAAGCUCAAGAGGCUUUUAAACGUGAACAAGAGCUUCGAGAGGCAAAAAGGCAGCAACAAAGUCUCAAUUUUCUUAUUAAACAGACUGAGCUUUACAGUCACUUCAUGCAAAACAAGACCGAUUCAAAUCCUUCUGAAGCCUUGCCAAUAGGAGAUGAAAAUCUGAUUGACGAAGAGCUCCCAGAAACUUCAACCUCAGGACCUUCUGAGGUGGAGGAUCAUGAAGAGGCUGAACUGAAGGAAAAGGUCCUGAGAGCUGCUCAAGAUGCUGUGUCUAAGCAGAAGCAAAUAACAAACGCAUUUGACACAGAAUAUAUGAAGCUACGGCAAACUUCUGAAAUGGAAGGUCCUUCAAAUGAUAUAUCAGUUUGUGGCUCGAGCAAUAUAGAUCUGCAUAACCCAUCUACAAUGCCUGUUACAUCAACAGUUCAGACUCCAGAGUUAUUUAAAGGAACCCUUAAAGAAUACCAAAUGAAAGGCCUUCAGUGGCUAGUCAAUUGUUAUGAGCAGGGUUUGAAUGGCAUACUUGCUGAUGAAAUGGGAUUGGGUAAGACUAUUCAAGCUAUGGCGUUCUUGGCACAUUUGGCUGAGGAAAAGAACAUUUGGGGUCCAUUUCUGGUUGUUGCCCCCGCAUCUGUUCUAAACAAUUGGGCUGAUGAAAUCAGUCGUUUCUGUCCUGACUUGAAAACACUUCCAUAUUGGGGAGGAUUACAGGAACGAACAAUUUUAAGAAAGAAAAUCAAUCCCAAGCGUAUGUAUCGAAGGUAUGCUGGCUUUCAUAUAUUAAUUACUAGCUACCAGCUAUUAAUCACUGAUGAAAAGUAUUUUCGCCGGGUGAAGUGGCAAUAUAUGGUGCUAGAUGAGGCCCAAGCAAUCAAAAGUUCUACCAGUAUAAGAUGGAAAACCCUUCUUAGUUUCAACUGUCGGAACCGAUUGCUUCUGACUGGUACUCCAAUUCAGAAUAACAUGGCAGAGUUAUGGGCCCUGCUGCAUUUCAUCAUGCCAACGCUGUUUGACAGCCAUGAUCAAUUUAAUGAGUGGUUCUCAAAAGGAAUCGAGAAUCAUGCGGAACACGGAGGCACUUUAAAUGAGCACCAGCUUAACAGACUGCAUGCGAUAUUGAAGCCGUUCAUGCUUCGAAGGGUAAAAAAAGAUGUAGUUUCUGAGCUAACUACAAAGACGGAAGUUACAGUUCACUGCAAGCUCAGUUCUCGUCAACAAGCUUUUUAUCAGGCUAUUAAGAACAAAAUUUCUCUGGCUGAGUUGUUUGAUAGCAACCGUGGACAAUUUAAUGAAAAGAAAGUAUUGAAUCUAAUGAAUAUUGUCAUUCAACUUAGGAAGGUUUGCAACCAUCCUGAGUUGUUUGAGAGGAAUGAAGGGACCUCGUAUCUCUACUUUGGAGUGAUUUCCAAUUCUCUUUUACCUCAUCCCUUCGGUGAGCUAGAGGAUGUACAUUAUUCUGGUGGUCAAAAUCCGAUAAUACACAAGAUACCUAAACUACUACACCAAGAGGUGCUCCAAAAUUCUGAAACAUUUUGUUCUUCCGUCGGGCGUGGCAUAUCCAGAGAAUCAUUUCUGAAGCAUUUUAAUAUAUAUUCACCUGAGUAUAUUUUUAGGUCAAUAUUCCCAUCUGAUAAUGGGGCUGAUAUAGUGGUUAGUGGAAGUGGAGCAUUUGGCUUUUCUCGCUUGAUAGAUCUAUCACCAUCAGAAGUUGGAUAUCUUGCUCUUUGUUCUGUUGCGGAAAGGCUAUUAUUUUCUAUACUGAGAUGGGAGCGGCAAUUUUUGGAUGAAUUAGUGAACUCUCUUAUAGAAUCCAAGGAUGAUGAUCUUAGUGACGAUAACAUCGAGAGAUUCAAAACCAAAGCUGUCACAAGAAUGUUGCUGAUGCCAUCAAAAGUGGAAACUAAUUUUCAGAAAAGGAGACUAAGCACAGGGCCUACCCGUCCUUCAUUUGAAGCGCUAGUGAUCUCUCAUCAGGAUAGGCUUCUUUCAAAUAUCAAACUCCUACAUUCUACAUAUACUUAUAUCCCAAAAGCCAGAGCUCCACCGGUAAGCAUUCAUUGCUCGGACAGAAAUUCUGCAUACAGAGUUACAGAAGAAUUACAUCAACCAUGGCUUAAGAGACUAUUAAUCGGUUUUGCACGAACGUCAGAAGCUAAUGGACCCAGGAAGCCGAACAGCUUUCCACAUCCUUUAAUCCAAGAACUUGAUUCAGAACUUCCAGUUGUGCAGCCUGCGCUUCAACUGACGCAUAGAAUAUUUGGUUCUUGCCCUCCAAUGCAAAGUUUUGACCCAGCAAAGUUGCUCACGGACUCUGGGAAGCUACAGACACUUGAUAUAUUAUUGAAGCGACUUCGAGCUGGAAAUCACAGGGUGCUUCUGUUUGCACAAAUGACAAAGAUGCUGAACAUUCUUGAGGAUUACAUGAACUAUAGAAAGUACAAAUACCUCAGGCUUGAUGGAUCGUCCACCAUUAUGGAUCGCCGAGAUAUGGUUAGGGAUUUUCAGCGUAGGAGCGAUAUUUUUGUAUUCUUGCUGAGCACCAGAGCUGGAGGACUUGGUAUCAACUUGACGGCUGCAGACACUGUCAUUUUCUAUGAAAGUGAUUGGAAUCCCACCUUGGAUUUACAAGCUAUGGACAGAGCUCAUCGUCUUGGUCAGACAAAAGAUGUUACUGUAUAUCGGCUCAUAUGCAAGGAGACGGUGGAAGAGAAAAUUCUGCACAGGGCAAGUCAGAAAAAUACAGUUCAACAGCUUGUUAUGACAGGAGGUCAUGUUCAGGGUGAUGAUGUUUUUGACCCUGCGGAUGUGGUAUCGCUGCUAAUGGAUGAUGCCGAGGCAGCAAAAAUGGAGCAGAAAUUGAGAAAUCUACCAUUAAAGGUGAAGGACAGGCAGAAGAAAAAACAGUCAACUAAAUGUAUCAGAAUAGAUGCUGAAGGAGAUGCAACUUUGGAAGAGUUAGAAGAUGCUGAACGACAGGAUAACAGACAGGAACCUUUGGAAGAGCGGGAAAAGACAAAAUCCGGUAAUAAAAAGAGGAAAGCUGCUUCAACUCCGAAAUCUAGAGUUUCUCAGAAAGCAAAGGAAGAAGCAAAUGGUGAAGAUACACCUCAGAGGACACAAAGGGUAAAGAGACAAACAAAGAGCAUAAACGAGAGUCUUGAACCUGUCUUCUCUGCCUCUGUAACAGAAACAAAUAGAGGAUUUGAUCCAAGUAGCUCAGCUAACUAAUCUGAAGAUGAUUGAAGCUUUGAUAAAUAUGUUUAACUUCAGGCAGGUUUUUAGCAGAUGGUUCCUAGUUUUUGAGCCAAGUGUACAGAUUUGAAACAUUCGGUUCAUUUUUUUUUUUUUUUUUUUUUAACGUACAUCAGUCUUACUCUUAAGUAGAAGAACUAAAUGGUACAUAUUUGUAUAAAUAUUAUUAUUGGAUUUAUAAUUUUUAACCAUUGAUUACCAUCUUA
Messenger RNA from Camelina sativa (false flax), 4972 nucleotides. The record is from RefSeq and is a predicted model, not a curated record. Lineage: Eukaryota; Viridiplantae; Streptophyta; Magnoliopsida; Brassicales; Brassicaceae.